UGGUCCUCUCAUGGACACACUGUUAAAUAGCCUCCAGAUUCCACCGAUUGCUUACUAUUCUCAACGGCAAUAACUUAUUUUAUUUGGAAGCUUUCUGCGGCAAAUCUACGCAGCCAUCAUGGAACACAGUUCGGUAAACAGUGCUUAAGCCAAGGCAUGUUUAUUCGCUUUAACUUCCACUUUCGUUUUCCCGGGAUUGUGGGAAGCGCUUAGUCACCGUGACAGUCAACAGUGGAAAACUCACAUUGAUGGGCUAGUUCUCGGCUUUCAUUCUUCAACUGUGUAAGGUCUCGCUUAAUUGAGUGUCUAUCAUGGGAUCAUCUCUUCCAAAACCAGCAUUACAGUAAAUUACUGUCAGGAUGUAAAGGUGGAGUAAGCAAGUAUUCAUGCAUGAGCUGUUUGCCAUCUAACAUUCCAACAGAAUUUCAAUCUCACAUAUGUGACAAGAAGGUGAAAAGAGGAGAGGACAUUGUUUUCCGAUGUGAGGCAAAUACAGACCAAUUGAAAGUCAUCUGGGAGAAGAAUGGGCAAAGGCUAUAUGAUGGUGACCGUGUCAGCAUUAGUAAGAGCGGAAAAGACUUGAGUCUCACGAUAAGCAAAGCCAAGGAAGAGGAUGAAGGGAAAUACACUAUAACCCUGAGGAAUGAUACUGGCACCGCCUCAGAGUCCUCUUCAGUCUCUCUACCUCAAUUUGACAGAGAUUGGAGGACUAUUAAUUGGGGAAAGAGUGUCUCAGUAAAGAAAAGUCUGCAAGAGUAUAAACUCAGUGGCCAAGGACCCAAACAUCUGCGUUUCCUGCUGCAUGGGCCUGUGGGGGCAGGGAAGUCCAGCAUCAUCAACUCCAUCAACAGCAUCUUCCAGGACCAAGUCAAAGUGGGGGCACUGGCAGCCACUUCAAGUGAUUUGAGCUUCACUAAAGUUUACAAAACCUGGCAAAUCAAAGACAAGCAGAUGGGGCUUCUGCCGUUUGUCUUCAGUGACAUCAUGGGACUUGAGAAAUUUGAUGGAGGGAUACACACUGAUGACAUCAUCAGUAUAUUAGAGGGACACAUUCAAGAGAAUUACAAGUUUAAUUCAACAGCCCCGCUGUCCAAAGAAGACACAAGCUACAACAGUAGCCCUACUCUGGAUGAUAAGGUUCACUGUCUGGUCAGUGUUCUCUCAGCAAGCACCAUCCAUCUGAGAGAAGAAAAUGAUGAUUUAAUGAAGAAGAUGAGAGAUGUCAGAGAGCAUGCCAGUGGCUUAGGCAUCCCACAAGUGGUCUUCAUGACACAUGUGGACUUGGUAUGUCCGCUUGUGAAGGACAACUUAAAUAACACCUACUCCAGCAAGUCCAUCAAGAACAAAAUGGAAGUGUGCAGUAACACGUUGGGUGUUCCCAUGAACUGCAUCUUCCCAGUGAAGAACUACCAUGAGGAGAUACAUCUGAAUGAUAAUGUGAAUUGUUUAAUUCUGAAUGCUCUUAAGCAAGCAGUUGCUUUUGCAGAUGACUAUGUGAGCAUACCAGGGGAUGGUUAUUUCAAAACCUAUCAAAUUAGAGACCAGCAAAACCGAGCUUUGCCAGUUGUCUUUAAUGACAUCAUGGGUCUGGAGAAAGAAGAUGAUGAAGGUGUGCAUCCUGAUGACAUCAUCAGUUCCUUAAAAGGACAUGUCAGAGAUAAUUACAAGUUUAACUCUAGAUGCCCACUGUCUGAAAGAGACCCAAAAUACCACAACCACAGACCAACUGUGGAUAAAAAGGUUCACUGCUUGGUCAGUGUGCUCCAAGCUGAUAAAAUCACCCUGAUGGACAAUUACGUUAUUAACAAAAUGCAGGAUAUCAGAAAGCAUGCAAGUGAAAUGGGGAUUCCUCAGGUGGUUUUUAUGACCUGUGUGGACUUGGCCUGUCCUCUCGUUAAGAAUGACCUGCAGCGCAUCUACACAAGCAAACACAUAAAGCAGAAAAUGCAAGAGUGCAGUAACAGGCUUGGGGUCCCCAUGAACUGCAUCUUCCCGGUGAAAAACUACCAUGAGGAGAACAAACUGGACAGUAACAUGGACAGUUUGAUACUGGAUGCUCUGAAGCACACUGUGAGCUUCGCUUGUGACUAUGUGGAUAGCCUGGAGACACACAUCCAGCCUCUAGAGACACACACACAGCAGUCAGAGUCAGAGGAGCCAUCAGAGCCAUCAGCUGAUGAGCAGUCCGAGGACUCGUGUUCUGAGAGCCUUCAGGAUGAGAUGGAUUCUUUAAACUGGCAUUCAGCAGAUAGAGAAUUCGACCUUGAAUGGCGGAAAAUAAACUGGGACAUCGGCAGUAGAAACAGUAUGGAAAAGAAACUGGGAGAAUUCCAUCUGCUGAAUUCCGAACUCAAACACCUGCGUAUCCUGCUGCACGGGCCGGUGGGAGCUGGGAAGUCCAGCUUCAUCAACUCCAUCAACAGUGUCUUUCAGGGCCAGAUCUGUGCAGGGGCUCUGGUUGCUGCAGAGUCUGGCAUCAGUUUGCUGUUUUGCCGACCGGAUACGGAUAUGGUCGUAGCGCUGGCCUAUUGCAUGCCUAGGCAGUUUGAAAGACAAUUCUCUGCCCGCCCCUUGGAUUAAGCGAGGUGAAUGGUU
Alosa sapidissima (American shad) is the source of this 2595-nucleotide messenger RNA. RefSeq lists its product as uncharacterized. NCBI's taxonomy places the organism in Eukaryota, Metazoa, Chordata, Actinopteri, Clupeiformes, Clupeidae. The record is from RefSeq and is a predicted model, not a curated record. Bases 391 to 2580 code for a protein of 729 amino acids. The transcript has 17 exons.